ACUGGUGUUAUGUUCAGGAAGCUGUCUUCUGUACAAUUCGUUGAAGUUGUUCCUAUAGAAUCAGCAAUUGUUCCUUGUCCCGCAACUGCUGAAAAAGAAUGUCAAGACACGUUGGUGGAGGUGGAGCCUAUAAAACCCCGACGUGGAAAUAUCUUGGAUAGACCCUACCCAAAGCAUUCUACUAUUCUAGAGGUUGAUGAAGAAUCUCAAGACCAAGAUGACACUUCCAUAGAAAGACCACAAAUUGAAACAGAAGUGUCUCCUGAACCUGCUAAAAUUGCAACUUCACCAAGGUUCCAGCGAAAGCCUCCAAUGAAGAUGGUGAAGGUGGUGUCUAAAAAACGCAGAUUUGUGUCCAAAAUCUGGAGGAAACUCUUUCGGAAUAGCACUGUUUUUCCUCGGGACACUGAAGAACCUCAAGUCCAAGACGGUACUUCCAAUGAAGGAGCACAAAGUGAAAUGGAAGUGUCUCCUGAACCUGCUAAAAUUGCAACUUCACCAAGGUUCCAGCGAAAGCCUUUAAUGAGGAUGGUGAAGGUGGCUUCUAGAAAAUGCAUGUAUGGCUCAAAUACGUUAAGACAAAUGUGUUGGAGGUGCCCUGUUGUCUGUAAAGCUUCAGCUUCCAUAGAAAGACCACGAAAUGAAAUGGAAGUGUCCCCUGAAAACUCUGAUAGCCCAGAUUCACCAGUGGGCCAGCAAAAGCCACAAGGGAGGACAGAGAAGAUGAUAUCUAAAAAACGCAGAUGUGUUCGUGCCAUGGUAAACGAAAUGUAUCAAAAGCAGCAUAUGGUCCCCCUUAAUGAGGACAAACCUCAAGACAUCGCUGGCACCUCCAGAAAAACAGAAGAUAUUAAAACAAAAGGUACUGAGGGAAUUCAGUAAUUAUGUUCAGUUAUG
Molecule: messenger RNA, 897 nt
Organism: Mesocricetus auratus (golden hamster)
Lineage: Eukaryota; Metazoa; Chordata; Mammalia; Rodentia; Cricetidae
Exons: 13
Coding region: 10-882 (290 amino acids)
Source: RefSeq, a predicted model, not a curated record